Molecule: messenger RNA, 3725 nt
Organism: Phacochoerus africanus (Common warthog)
Lineage: Eukaryota; Metazoa; Chordata; Mammalia; Artiodactyla; Suidae
Gene: RHBDF2
Product: rhomboid 5 homolog 2
Exons: 19
Coding region: 421-2904 (827 amino acids)
Biological process (GO): regulation of epidermal growth factor receptor signaling pathway; regulation of protein secretion
Cellular component (GO): endoplasmic reticulum membrane
Molecular function (GO): serine-type endopeptidase activity
Source: RefSeq, a predicted model, not a curated record
AGGCUGGGCCCUCAUGUCUGGAACCAGGACUCCUGAAGUCCUCAGAGCCUAGGGCUUAUGGGGACUCCAUCCACCAUCAGCGGGGCCAGCGGGGCCUUCGGACACCUGCCAGCGUGUGUCGGUGGCGGGCAGGGGAAGGGGGUGCAGUGCCGGAGCCAGACCUCUCGGGUUGUGGACACCCCCUCCAGGGCAGGCUGUGAGCACCAAGGGAGCCGCCCUGCUUGGCCUGGAGCCAUCUGUCCGUCUUUCCAUCUGUCUCUGCAUCCAUCCACCUCUCCGCAGAGCUGGCGGCUUGACCCCAGAGCAUCUGUGCAGAGCGAGGAGAGGACUAGAACAUGCUGUAAAGACCUCGGCAGCAAGACCCAGGAAGCUGCAAGCUCAGCCUAAACCCUGAAGCGGUCCUGCCCCGCCUCGCCCAGCAUGGCCUCCGAGGACAAGAAUGGCGAGAGCAUCUCCUCGGGGUCCAGCAGCCGCCUGCAGAGCCGGAAGCCGCCUAACCUGUCCAUUACCAUCCCUCCGCCCGAGACCCCGGCCCCCAGCGAGCAGGCCAGCAUGCUGCCCCAGAGGCCCAGGAACCCCGCCUACCUGAAGAGCGUCAGCCUCCAGGAGCCGCGGGCACGAUGGCAGGAGGGCGGCUCAGAGAAGCGCCCCGGCUUCCGCCGCCAGGCCUCGCUCUCCCAGAGUAUCCGCAGGGGCGCUGCCCAGUGGUUCGGGGUCAGUGGCGACUGGGAGCUGAAGCGGCAGCACUGGCAGCGCAGGAGCCUGCACCACUGCAGCGUCCGCUACGGCCGCCUCAAGGCCUCGUGCCAGAGGGACCUGGAGCUGCCCAGCCAGGAGGUGCCUUCCUUCCAGGGCACCGAGUCUCCAAAACCCUGCAAGAUGCCCAAGAUUGUGGACCCCUUGGCCCGAGGACGGGCCUUCCGCCACCCGGACGAGGUAGACCGGCCCCACGGCCCGCACCCACCGCUGACCCCCGGGGUCCUGUCCCUCACCUCCUUCACCAGCGUCCGCUCCGGCUACUCCCACCUGCCCCGCCGCAAGCGGAUGUCGGUGGCCCACAUGAGCUUUCAGGCCGCCGCCGCCUUCCUCAAGGGGCGCUCGGUGCUGGAUGCCACGGGACAGCGGUGCCGCGUGGUCAAACGCAGCUUUGCCUACCCCAGCUUCCUGGAGGAGGACGCAGUGGACGGGCCGGAGACAUUUGACUCCUCGUUCUUCAGUAAGGAAGAAAUGAGCUCCAUGCCCGACGAUGUGUUUGAGUCGCCCCCCCUCUCUGCCAGCUACUUCCGGGGCCUUCCCCACUCGGCCUCCCCCGUCUCCCCGGAGCGGGCGCAGGUCCCUCUGAAGGAGAGUGGCCGAGCGCCCGUGCCCACAGCCAAACGCGGCAAGCGCAUCGCCUCCAAGGUGAAGCACUUCGCCUUCGACCGGAAGAAGCGGCACUACGGCCUGGGCGUAGUGGGCAGCUGGCUGAACCGCAGCUACCGCCGCAGCAUCAGCAGCACCGUGCAGCGCCAGCUGGAGAACUUCGACAGCCACCGGCCCUACUUCACCUACUGGCUGACCUUCGUUCACGUCAUCAUCACGCUGCUCGUGAUUUGCACGUAUGGCAUCGCGCCCGUGGGCUUCGCCCAGCACGUCACCACCCAACUGGUACUCAGGAACAAAGGUGUGUAUGAGAGCGUGAAGUACAUCCAGCAGGAGAACUUCUGGAUCGGCCCCAGCUCGAUUGACCUGAUCCACCUGGGAGCCAAGUUCUCGCCCUGCAUCCGGAAGGACCAGCAGAUCGAGCAGCUGGUGCUGCGUGAGCGAGACCUGGAGCGGGACUCGGGCUGCUGCGUCCAGAACGACCACUCGGGCUGUAUCCAGACCCAGCGGAAGGACUGCUCGGAGACUUUGGCCACUUUUGUCAAGUGGCAGGAAGAUACGGGACCCCCCAUGGACAAGUCCGAUCUGGGCCAGAAGCGGACAUCAGGGGCCGUGUGCAACCAGGACCCCAGAACCUGCGAGGAGCCAGCCUCCAGUGGUGCCCACAUCUGGCCCGACGACAUCACCAAGUGGCCGAUCUGCACAGAGCAGGCCAGGAGUAACCGCUCGGGCUUCCCACACAUGGACUGCCAGAUCCGGGGCCGCCCUUGCUGCAUCGGCACCAAGGGCAGCUGUGAGAUCACCACUCGAGAAUACUGUGAGUUCAUGCAUGGCUAUUUCCACGAAGAGGCCACACUCUGCUCCCAGGUGCACUGCUUGGACAAGGUGUGUGGGCUGCUGCCCUUCCUCAACCCCGAGGUCCCAGAUCAGUUCUACAGGCUCUGGCUGUCUCUGUUCCUCCACGCCGGCGUGGUGCACUGCCUGGUGUCUGUGGUCUUCCAAAUGACCAUCCUGCGGGACCUGGAGAAGCUGGCCGGCUGGCACCGCAUCUCCAUCAUCUUCGUCCUGAGUGGCAUCACUGGUAACCUUGCCAGCGCCAUCUUCCUCCCGUACCGGGCAGAGGUGGGCCCGGCAGGGUCGCAGUUUGGCCUCCUGGCCUGCCUCUUCGUGGAGCUCUUCCAGAGCUGGCAGCUGCUGGAGCGGCCCUGGAAGGCCUUCCUGAACCUGUCGGCCGUCGUGCUCUUCCUGUUCGUCUGCGGCCUCCUGCCCUGGGUUGACAACAUUGCCCACAUCGUUGGCUUCCUCAGCGGCCUGCUGCUGGCCUUCGCCUUCCUGCCCUACAUCACCUUCGGCACGAGCGACAAGUACCGCAAGCGCGCCCUCAUCCUGGUGUCGCUGCUGGUCUUCGCCGGCCUCUUCGCCUCCCUCGUCAUCUGGCUCUAUGUCUACCCUAUCCACUGGCCCUGGAUUGAGUACCUCACCUGCUUCCCCUUCACGAGCCGCUUCUGCGAGAAGUACGAGCUGGACCAGGUGCUGCACUGACCCCCCCACGCCCGGCGGGGCCGGCGCGGCAGCGGCUCCCACCCAGCGCUGAGCCCAGGGGCCUGGGGCCGGGCCCGGGCUGCCCACCUGCACGGCGCCCCGCCCGCACUCCGAGACCCCAGGGGGGCUGGGCCCUGCUCCCAGGAGCCCCCCCUCCACCACCUAGGCGAGGCUGAGUCCUCUGGAGACGGCCCCCCUUCCUCAAUCCUAGGCUGGGGCCCCCACGCAGCACCUGCUUCUCGGAAGCUCGGGGCCCAGGCCCUGGUGUUACUGCGAGCCUGCCUUUCCCGGGGACGUGGCACGAGUUCCCCCUUGCCGGGGGUUCCCAGCCCUGCACGCCAUCACCCCUUCCCAUCUCUCCUCCCCUCUCUGCCCUGAGAACCCACGCCCGCAUGCCUCAGGGGCCUGGUGAGCCUGGCAUUAAUGCUCCCUGCCCCAACACUGUGGGUGAGGCUUUGGCCGGGGUCUGCAGCCGAGAAGGGGCAGAGACACAGCAGACGAAAGCCGAGAGGCUGUGCCGCUCUUAGCAGACAGGCCGUACCCGCCCCCUCGGCCCCCGCCCGGACUCAGCGUUCUGCCUCGUGGGGCUGGUCUGACGCCUGCCCGCUGGCUCUGCCACCCUCUGCCUCACUCCUGCUCCCGUGGGGGCAGGGCCGCCCCAAGGACAUAACGCCCAGGGGUCGCCUAAGGUCAAUUGGGCCCCCCACCUCUUUUUUUUUUUUUAGCUAGUUUAUAUUAUGGUCCUAAUUUUUUAAAGUAAUGCUAACUUCGUAUGGAUGAUGUCUGAAAUAUAUUAAAUGAUCUUCUUUAGGGAAAUACCA